Messenger RNA from Trypanosoma theileri, 2355 nucleotides. RefSeq lists its product as uncharacterized. Lineage: Eukaryota; Euglenozoa; Kinetoplastea; Trypanosomatida; Trypanosomatidae. The transcript has a single exon. The coding region runs from base 1 to 2355 and encodes 784 amino acids. The record is from RefSeq and is a predicted model, not a curated record.
AUGGACCUUAGAGACGACACUGGACACCAUGCAAGGGCGGCAUGGACCGCAGAUCCUCCCUCUACGGCCCAACAAAAACAACAAAAACAAAAAGUAGAAGAAGAAGAAGGGGAAACUCAAGAAAGACACAACAACAACAACAGUAAUAAUAAUAAUAAUAAUAAUAAUAAUAAUAAUAAUAAUAAUAAUAAUAAUAAUGAUGGCGGUAAAGAAAUAAAACCGGCAGCUGCAGCGGCGGCCAACACGGAUGUAGUGACCUCUCUCACUAUGCGAGAACAGGUGGAUGCGUUAGCGCAGGCCCUUCUGCGGGAGUUCAUGCACCGCCGCGGAUACACAAAAACCCUGCAAACAUUCGAUCGUGAAUGUCCACGCAAUGAACGGACUAUUGCCUCUCGUCAGUUAAUGCGACAACUACUGGAGAUUCCCUCUCAUGCAUUUCCCUCACGAUUGAGUGGAGAUGCCAAUGGGACGGCAGCCACCACGAGUAGUAAUAGUAAUAAUAGUAAUAAUAAUAAUAAUAAUACGAUGAACAGCAAGAACCAAAACACUAAAGAGAGUGAAACAGAUGGAAAGAGUGUUCACAACAAAGAUGCCAGCAGCAACAGCAACAGUGGUGGUGGUACGAUGAAUGAGAAGAAUAAAAAGAAAAAUAAAAAGGUGGUAGCCCCAACAUUCAUGGAAGAAUUAUGUUCCUACCGACUUCAGAAACGUGAGAUUCAGCAAAAACAACAGGAAGCAGCCGAAAUAGGAGGAGAUGGGCAUACAAUAGAGACUAUAAUCGUAGAUCCAAGUGAUGCGGAGAUGGAAGAGUGGCGUACGGCGGCGGCCGCUGCGGAACGGCGGGUUGCAGAGGCAAAAGAACGGCAUGAGGAACGUUUACGUGAAAAAGAGGAAAAGAAACAACGUAAACGUGAAAAAUUAAAAAAGAAACGUGAGAAGGAAAAAGAAAAGGAAGGUCAUCAUCAUCAUCAUCGUCAUGGUAAACGGGAAGAAGAAGAAGAAGAAGGGAAAGAAAAACAAUUCUUUCGCUAUGGAAAUGAUAAUGAAGAGGAAGGGGAUGAGGAGUUUGGUCUUGGGGUUGAUAGUAAUUUCUCCUCCUCUUCUUCUACAAUGCAUCGACACAGAAAGCGUCGAGUUCACUUUGAUGAUGAAAGUCAUAGUAACAGCGAUGACGAUUCCAACACAAUGAUGACGAUGCACCGAAAGAAAAGCAGUGGACAUCGCAGCAGCAACAGCAGCAGUAAUGACAACAAAACAGAUGUUCUUUCUACCACUGGUACUCGUAGUAGUGGUAGCGGUAUGGCUAUUGGUGGUAGUAAUAGUGGUAGCAGUCCAGAUAGCAGUAAUAGUGAUAAUCCCAAUGGUAUAUCUGGUAGUCAUCAUCGUCCUUGGAAUGCUGGUAAUAGUCGUAGUAGUGGUAAUAAAGCUGGAGGUCUUGCAGAACCGGAGUUUCUCCUUCAUCCAAUGGAGCGUCGACAAGCUGGACGAUCUGUGGGAUCGCGAUGGACUCCCACUGGUGGAUUACCCGCAGAAGUGGGAUUGGGCCGAAGUAGCAAUAACAAUAGCAAUAGCAAUACCAAUACAGUAGGAGGUAUAGGUAUAGGAGCUGUGAGUACGACUAGUAGUAUGAAUAGUGCGGGUAAUAGUGCAGACUUGGAUCGACCUCCCUCGUUUCUUGUUGGUGAUGACAUGUCACGUCUCACCGAACGCAUGCAUGCAGCCCGUCGACAACAAUUAAACGAAUGGCAACCACCUCCCCAAGGGGGAUACACCCAACAUCACUCCAACAAUAAUAACAAUAAUAAUAAUAAUAGCAAUAGUUUUAGUAAUAAUAACAGUAUGAGCAUGAGUAUGAGCAACAGCUACAGCCACAGUCUGCGGGGAAGUGCGGGGUACACGCCGGCCGCCAUCGCCCCGCUGCCGUCGAGCCGCGAGGGAAGUCCGGCCGCGUCGGUGCCGUUCGGACACGUCGCGAUGGGCCAACGGAGCGUCAGCGGCACCCGCAGUCCGUCCAUUCACGCCAAUCUCCACCUCACGGGCCACACCUCCUCCUCUCCCUCCAUGGCCUCCGUGAGCUCCACGCCCAACAGCAGCACCACACCGCCGCCGCCGCCGGCCGCGGGAAUACUGAAGAGUCCAACGCGGAGUCGGGGAUAUGAUGGGGCCGCGCGGCCAGCGGGAAGUGCACUCCGGCAGGGAAGUGCCUUUCACACCGAUGGGAAGAACAAGAGUAAGAGUAGAGAUAACAACAAUGGUAAUAAUAAUGGUGAUAAUGGUAACGGGAAUGGCAAUACGGGAGAGGGGGAACGGUCUACCGGGCGAAAGAACCGUAAAGUGACGAUUCUCGUGGAUUAA